UGUUCAAAUAUAUGCUAAAUUACAUACAAGAAAUUGAAAAUCGAAAAAAGAAUAUAUUAAGUGUAUAAAAGAAGAAUAAUGCUAUCCACGAGCAGAUCUCCUAGAUCUGGUCUUCCAAUGAAAGCCUCUAAGCAUCGCAACAUCGUAAUAGCAGUUUCCAUAAUCAUUUUUCUUUUGAUAAUUAUUGCUGCUGUGGUUUCAGCUAUUGUAAUUUCUGUUAUUCGUGGUACAAGCAGCAAAUCAGGAUCCAGCCUUGUGUAUUAUAGCGGUUCUUUUAGGGUUUUAAAUUUAAACUAUACAGAAGAUUAUAAGAGAAGCAGCAGCCUUGAAUUUCAGUCAAUGGCUGUUCAAAUGGAAGGAUUUAUUUAUUUAAUAUUUAAUUAUUCAGAGCUAAGAAGUGAGUACAAGAAGGUGCAAGUUGUUAGUCUAAGCCCUGGAAGCGUUAUACCAGGAUUUGUGGUGACUUUAAAUUUUGAUAGUUCAAUGAGCAAAAAUGUGUCAGUUCAGGGGAUAUUCUCAGAGAGCAUGAGAAAUACCAACACAGCGCAAUUCAACAUUGACAAGAAUUCACUGCAACUAACAGAAAUUACAUAUGACGUGGCACAGAACCUCCUUAACAGUAUUUCAAGCUAUACACAUUUUAGUACUUCAACACAGAGCACAGGUCAGUCUGUAUUAGUUCCAGGCUAUACAAAUGUUAGGACUACAGCACAGAGCACUUCCCAAACUGUAAUAGAUUGCGGAGUUGGUGGCCCUUUAAUAGCAAGUAAAAUAGUCGGAGGAACAGAUGCAGCUUUGGGUACAUGGCCCUGGCAGGCUAGUCUGCACUUAAAUGGGAAUCAUGUAUGUGGAGCGUCUCUCAUUAGCAACACCUGGCUAACAACCGCUGCUCACUGUUUUAAAUCGAACAAAGAUGUGAAUGCAUGGACUGUCAUUUUAGGAACAAAUCAUUUAACCUCCGGAUCUGGAUUAAGCAUCAGAACUAUAGUUAUCCAUGAGAAUUACACCAGUGGAAUAGUAUUUAAUGAUAUUGCUUUGAUAGAAUUGUCAUCUCCAGUGUACUUUACUCAGUACAUCCAACCUGUGUGUCUGGCAGAUACUCUGACUGCCGUUCCUGACAAUUCUUCCUGUUAUGUCACUGGAUGGGGAACACUGACAGAUGGAGGCGGAAGCUUGCCCUCUAUUCUGCAACAGGCUCAGCUGAUGAUAAUAAGUACAAGUUUAUGCAGCAGUUCUCAGAUGUAUGGAGCCAUAAUAAAACCAUCAAUGAUAUGUGCUGGAUAUAUUGAAGGGAAAAUUGAUUCUUGUCAGGGAGACUCUGGAGGCCCCCUUGUGGCACUACAGUCUAAUAACCGGUGGUCCCUCAUUGGAAUUGUAAGCUUUGGAUACGGCUGCGCCAUAGCAAACAAACCAGGUGUUUACACCAGGGUCACAUAUUUCCGCAACUGGAUUGCACAGAAAUCUGGGAUAUAAAUCUUGCCAAUUUUAGCCGAAUUAAAUUUUGUAACUGAUUCACAGAGAACUUAUUUCCUUAUGAGCAUGCCAAACAAAACAUAUGUGUCAUCAAGGUCACAGGAGUGACCAUGGAGUUAAACUUGAGUACUCAGGACACAACGUUUGGAUACUGAACUUUUUAAACAAGAAAUAGUCAAUGAAGUCGAAUCACAUUUCAGUUUGGCAUGUGUUUUACCAUACCUGGCACUAGUGACUCUGUAAUUUUAUUCACUGAUAGCCUUAGUUUACAUUAUUUAAUUCCCCUUGCAUUACAUAUGUAAAUAACUUGAAAAGUUGCUAUAAAAGAGCAUUUUAAUUGUGUGAUGUUGACCAGACCAGAUGAUUUCUUACAAAUUAUACAUUUCAUGUUGUACAUGCAAAAUAUUUAUUUAUUAUUAUACCUUGUGGUAUAAGAAAAUUAAUCAACUAAUAACAGUAUCAGGCCAAAAGCUGAACAAAAAUAGAAGAACAUAUCAAUUACCUUAGUGCAUAACGUGGAGUUUGUUAGUAAAUGUUUAUAGCUGUGUAAGGUCUCAGUGGACAUAAAGUAUUCAGUGUGGGGAGGGCAGAAGACCCUGUCAUGUUUUUCUGCACUAUGAUUUCAUUGCACUAAAAUACUGAUAUCAUCAAUUGGUUAUUAGGGUAACACUGGGCUUGCAUUAGAAGCUGGAUACAUGCAAUCAGGCAGCUUGUAAAAUUUCUGUUACCAAAAUAAAUUAUUUGAUUGCAAAUUGU
Rana temporaria (common frog) is the source of this 2229-nucleotide messenger RNA. Its product is annotated as transmembrane protease serine 11F-like. The record is from RefSeq and is a predicted model, not a curated record. Gene Ontology annotation, biological process: proteolysis. Gene Ontology annotation, molecular function: serine-type endopeptidase activity. Lineage: Eukaryota; Metazoa; Chordata; Amphibia; Anura; Ranidae. The transcript has 12 exons. The coding region runs from base 79 to 1473 and encodes 464 amino acids.